CCUUAACCACCUCCAGUCCGGCCGUUGUAUAUACAUGGCUGGACAGUGGCAGUGCAGGGGCGGGUGGACGUUUAUAAACGGCCUCCCUGCCCCCUGCUUGUGCGCGCUCCCUGAUAGUGCACAGCACCGUGAUCCAGUGCCCGCUGUGUCCUCUGGACACAGUGGAACACCGAUCACUGUACAGGACCUCUGUACAAGGUCCCGAUCAUGUGAUCACUGAUUGGCCAAUCAGUGAUCACAUAAAUAUUAGUAAACAAGAUGUCACUUCUGACAUCAUUGCUUACUACGUGUGAAAUCUGUGAAUGAACACAGAGGUCACAUGGUACAGGGCUAUUCACAACAGCCUUGUACCA
Messenger RNA from Staurois parvus, 353 nucleotides. The record is from the annotation of a GenBank genome assembly. Lineage: Eukaryota; Metazoa; Chordata; Amphibia; Anura; Ranidae.